AUGGCGGGCGGAGCUUCUGCUCGGCGGCGGCAGCACGACGCCGCCUACGAGCACCUCGUGCUCUACCACCGCCGCUACCGCAGAACCAUCACCGUAGCACCUGACCAUACCUGUGCGUGGCAGCUCGGCGAAGCAAGCUUGAGGAGAGCCCGGUUAGUCCUCCCCGCCCCUAUAUAUACUUCCUACCUCUCUCCAUCACUCGCUCCAUUCCCAGCUAGCCAGAGGCUUCUGCUGAAGACAAAGAAGCAAGCUAGAGAGACGAGACCGGAGAGAGGACGAGCGGCGGCGGAGCUAAUGGCGGGCGGCCCGCGGCCGAGCCUGUGGCGGACGCCGACGCCGUACCUCUUCCUGGGCUUCGCCUUCAUGAUGGGGCUCAUCGCGGUGGCGCUGCUCGUGCUCAUCUGCACGCGACGCAAGCCCUCGCGCCGCGGGGACGAGGAGCCGGCGGCGGCGGCGUCCUCGGCGCGCGUCCUCGCGCCGCUCGACCGGGAGGCGCCCAAGGUCGUGGUCAUCAUGGCCGGCGACGCCCUGCCGUCCUUCCUCGCCAGCGCCAAGCCGCUCACCGGCGCCGCUGCCGCGGCCGUGUAGAGGCGCUCGCGCGCGCGCGAUAGAGCACCCCGCGUACGUGGCGACGUGGGGUCAAUUUUGUCGACGAUUUUUCUUUCUUUUCUUAUCUUUUUUUUGGUUUUCGGAGUACGGUGGCGUCAGCCGUGGUGAGAGCACCCAGCCGCCGCCGCCGGCGCUGAAAUCUGUGGAACGGUUUCGACGAGUCUUGGUUUGUUUCUGCAAGCUUCUAGCUUGGCUUGGCAUCAAGGAACACGUACAGGUAAAGCCUUUUGGCUGCGCUCAGCUGGCUGGAUCCCAAAUUCCCGAUUCCCAUCACUUACUAUCUGGCUUGUUUUCCC
Panicum hallii is the source of this 905-nucleotide messenger RNA. RefSeq lists its product as uncharacterized. The transcript is spliced from 2 exons. The record is from RefSeq and is a predicted model, not a curated record. Bases 1 to 588 code for a protein of 195 amino acids. Gene Ontology annotation, biological process: regulation of amino acid export. NCBI's taxonomy places the organism in Eukaryota, Viridiplantae, Streptophyta, Magnoliopsida, Poales, Poaceae.